CUGGCCAACUAGAAAAAUAGAACCUACGGUUCCGCUGGUCAGCAUGAACCGGGGAAAAAUAACGUUCGGUAAAAUCAAUCUAAAGUCUUCCACCUUGCCGUCCGACAAUGCACCAAACCCUUCCACUUCUGCAACUGAACCGUCGAUGGAGGGUUUCGGAUCGUUUGGCCGCAUCGCAGCUCUUCCAACGCAAGCCGAUGCGGUUGAGAAAAUAGCAGAAGAGCUGGAUAACAGCAAGCUGCAAGAGGUGAUGGGCAUCACAGGGUUUGGCCGGAAACAGGCCCAGAAGUUCGACAUCAACGAAAUGAUUCAGCGUGCCAAACAGAGUGCACGGAAGGCUCCGAUCGAUCGACACAGUGUCAUCAACAAGCCGGCGGAUGAAGGCGACGCUGACGCUGACAACGAGGAUGUGAUCGGUCCCUUACCUUCGGUCGGCGAAUCCGAUGCCGAUGAGCGAGAUGAGGACGAAAAAGAAGAGGACGACGACGAGGAUGAUGACGAGUUCGAUGAGGAUGCACCGAUCAACAAGCUGCCACACUCGCACGAGGUUGAAAUGCGCCACGGCAGCAAGGCCAUCAUUGCGCUCGCCAGCGAUCCGUCCGGCGUGCGGUUGGCUUCCGGCUCGAUGGAUUACAACGUGAACUUUUGGGACUUUUCCGGCAUGGAUAAAUCGAUGAAAAGCUUCCGCUCGCUGCAACCGUGUGAAAAUCAUCCAAUCCGCGCGCUGCAUUACUCCUUUUCCGGCGACAUGAUGCUCGUCGUUUCGGGCAGCUCCCAGGCUAAGGUGCUCGAUCGCGACGGGUUCGAGAAGAUGGAGUGCGUCAAAGGGGAUCAGUACAUUGCGGACAUGUCCAAAACCAAGGGACACAUCGCGGGCUUGACGGCCGGCUGUUGGAGUCCAGUGAAGCGCGAAGAGUUCCUCACCAGUGCCCACGACUCCACACUGCGGACGUGGGUUUUUGCGAAGACUAAAGAGCAACGGGCGGUCAUUAAAACCCGUGCGCAGGGCGGUCUGAAGACGAUUCCCACGAGCUGCACGUACAACCGCGAGGGCACAUUGAUAGCGGCCGGUUGCAGCGAUGGGUCGCUGCAAACGUGGGACACACGCAAGAUGUUCGUCAACACUACGCACUGCAUACGGGAGGCGCAUGCCAAGGGAAGCGAAAUUUCGUCGGUCCUAUUUUCGUACUCCGGCUUUCAGCUUGCCUCACGUUCGAUGGACGAAACACUAAAGCUGUGGGACAUGCGAGCGUUCCGAAAGCCGCUGCACGUCUUCGACGGAUUGUACAGCCGUUACGAUACGACCGAUUGUUGCUACAGUCCGGACGACACGAUGAUACUGACCGGAGAAUCGCUCCCAAAAGGUGCCCAGCAGGCGCACCUUUACGUGUACGACACAAAAACCUUCGCCCAGGUAGCCAAACUCCCGAUCGCGGAUUCCCACGUGAUCCGCACGCUGUGGCACCCGAAAUUGAAUCAAAUUUUCGUCGGCUGCGGGAACGGCGUGAUCCGUGGUCUGUACGACGAAAAGCGAAGCAUGCGCGGAGCGAAACUGUGCGUCGUAAGGACACACCGCCGGAAGAAGGAUUCCGAGAUCGUUGGGACAACUCAAAUCAUUACACCCCAUGCGCUGCCAAUGUUCCGGCAAGAAAAGGUGCGCUCGGUGCGCAAAAAACUCGAGAAGGAUCGUCAGGAUCCGGUUAAAUCGAAGCGUCCGGAUCUGCCAAUCACCAGCGGUCAGGGUGGCCGAGUGGCUAGCUCGGGUGGAACACUCUCUUCGUACGUCAUCCGCAACCUUGGCCUGAGCAAGCGCGUCGAAGAUGACCAGGAUCCGCGCGAGGCCAUUCUAAAGUAUGCGAAAGAGGCGGCCGAAAAUCCGUACUGGAUUGCCCCGGCAUACGCGAAAACGCAACCCAAACCCAUCUUCAACAACGAAGACGAACCGGAGGCAAAGAAACCGAAGGCAGAGUAACAUUAAGGUAGUGUUUAAAAUAAUAUGACCAUCAAUGAUCAUUCAUCUGUGCUUAAGCUACGUUUUAUUGUAAACAUCGGAGAUGGGUUUUCACGGAAUUGGUUCAGAAGAUGCCAUCCUGUAGGCGGAAACAGUCGCUAACGAUCCGCCAUUUGUCACCUUCCGCCGUAAUCAUGAACGUUUGCUGGAACGGUUUGGUGGGAUUGUCCUGAAACCUAGCCGUGCCGGACACCUGCACGAGAAACGUCGGUUGCGUCGACACGGAUUCGUCAACGAUCGGUUGUGCAUCGAGCGUUGAGACCGUGUGCUCCGAGCGGGGCAGUUCCUGGAAAAAUUUCUCAAUCCGUUCCUUGCCACUGGACCCGUUUCCGUUCCACACCAAUAUUCCGUUUUCCAUGUAAAGUCGCGACAUUUGCUAAAAUAGAACAGUUAUCAUGUGUUUUUGUCUCAAAUACUGGUAAAAUAUAUACUCACAUGACGCUUUUUGUCCACGCUCUCGUAGUACAGCUUUGUAAACUCUUCCGCCGUCGUGCACGCGGCGU
This is a messenger RNA of Anopheles cruzii, 2514 nucleotides long. Its product is annotated as gastrulation defective protein 1 homolog. Lineage: Eukaryota; Metazoa; Arthropoda; Insecta; Diptera; Culicidae. Gene Ontology annotation, biological process: regulation of DNA double-strand break processing. The transcript has 2 exons. The coding region runs from base 44 to 1972 and encodes 642 amino acids. Gene Ontology annotation, molecular function: protein binding. Gene Ontology annotation, cellular component: site of double-strand break; nucleus. The record is from RefSeq and is a predicted model, not a curated record.